AUGGCGCCGCGUUUCCUGGCGUGCUUCGGCAGGGGCGGCGCGACGGCCUCGGCGCCGGAGCCUGUGGAGGACCUGGCCCCGGGCCCGGUGCUGGUGGAGCUCUUCUCCUCGCAGGGGUGCGCGGCGUCGCCUGAGGCGGACGCCCUGGUGGCGCGGCUGGCGCAGGAGUCCUCCGAGACCGGCGGCGGCGAGCGAGCGAUGGUGGUGCUGGGGUUCCACGUGGACUACUGGGACUACCGCGGGUGGAAGGACCCCUUCGCGGCCAGCGCCUGGACCGUGCGGCAGAAGGCGUACGUGGAGGCGCUCCGGCUGGACACGCUCUUCACGCCGCAGGUCGUCGUGCAGGGCCGCGCGGACUGCGUCGGCACCGAGCAGGACAAGCUCGCCCAGGCCGUCCGCGACGCGCCCCGCUACCCCUCGCCCGCCAUGAAGGUGAAGUUCCAGCGGCCGAACCCGAGCACGCUGCAGGCGUCCUUCACGGGCGCGCUCCACUCCCGCGUGGACGGCGGCGGGAGCGUGCUGGUGGCGCUGUACGAGAGCGGCGUGGUCACCGACUGCGGCCGCGGCGAGAACAAGGGCAAGUCGCUGCUCAACGACCACGUGGUGCGCCGGCUGGAGAAGGUGGCCGCCGUGCGCGACGGCGCGUCCGCCAGGAAGGCCGUGUCCGGGUCCGUCCAGUUCCCGCUGUGGGACGACUUCCGCGCCACCAAGUGCGGCCUCGUCCUCUUCGUGCAGAACUCGGCGCUGCAGGUGCUCGGCGUCCAGCACUUCGACCUGCCCGACAACGUCUGA
Messenger RNA from Triticum turgidum subsp. durum (durum wheat), 792 nucleotides. The record is from the annotation of a GenBank genome assembly. NCBI's taxonomy places the organism in Eukaryota, Viridiplantae, Streptophyta, Magnoliopsida, Poales, Poaceae.